This is a messenger RNA of Drechmeria coniospora, 1416 nucleotides long. RefSeq lists its product as uncharacterized. The transcript has 3 exons. Gene Ontology annotation, cellular component: nuclear outer membrane-endoplasmic reticulum membrane network; endoplasmic reticulum; ribonucleoprotein complex. The record is from RefSeq and is a predicted model, not a curated record. NCBI's taxonomy places the organism in Eukaryota, Fungi, Ascomycota, Sordariomycetes, Hypocreales, Ophiocordycipitaceae. Gene Ontology annotation, biological process: intracellular mRNA localization. The coding region runs from base 1 to 1416 and encodes 471 amino acids. Gene Ontology annotation, molecular function: mRNA binding.
AUGGCCGAAAGUGCUCCCGCAAAGGCCCCAGCGGCCGCCGAGUCGUCGCGCCCGACGCGGCCUGACGAGAACCUCUUCAAGGAGGAGCUCGCAAAGGCCGAGAAGGCGCACAAGGCAUCCAUGGACCGAUUGAACGCCAUCAGGGCCAAGAUCGACAUUGCGAUGCCCAACAAGAACAAGGAGCAGCAGAACCCGGCGCAGAAGCGCCGGCAGGAGCUCAUCGCCCAGGCCAACGAGAUCCGCCAGAAGCAAGCGGGUGGCAAGUCGGCCCGCACCGGCAAGCUCGACCAGAUCAAGCGUCUCGAUGAACAGGUUCGGAGCCGCAUCGCGGAGCAGAAGACGGCCAAGGCCAAGGUGCCCUUCAAGAGCGCCGAGGACAUUGACCGCCAGAUCGAGAGCCUCGACAAGCAGGUCAACUCGGGCACCAUGAAGCUCGUGGACGAGAAGAAGGCGCUCAGCGACAUCUCGAGCCUGCGCAAGCUGCGCAAGAACUUUGGCCAGUUCGACGACUCCCAGAAGCAGAUCGACGAGCUUCGCGCCAAGAUCAAGGAGAUCAAGGACAGCAUGGAGGACCCCGAGCAGAAGGCCAUGUCGGAGCAGUACAACAAGGUCCAGGCCGAGCUCGACGCCAUCAAGGCCGAGCAGGACGAAGCCUACAAGGGCAUCAACAGCCUCCGGGACGAGCGUUCCAAGCUGCAGACGGAGCAGCAGGGCACCUACGCGGCCAUCAAGAAGCUCAAGGACGACUUUUACGGUCAGAAGAAGGCCUACCAGGCGCACGAGCGCGAGGCCCGGCAAAGGCAGCAGGAGCGCCGAAAGGCCGAGCAGGAGCAGUACAACAAGGACAAGAAGAAGGUGGUGGCCGAGCGUGUCCUGGCCGAGGCGAGCGACCCUGCCUACCUCGAGGAGAUCCGCCGGGCCCACAGCCUGCUCCAGUUCCUCGACCCGACGCACAAGACGGAGAAGGGCCCGCUGAUGGCGGACAGCGGCCUCGGCGCCCAGGCGCAGCGGACCGUCGAUCAAUCGGCGCUCAAGGGCACGAAGCUGCUCCGCAAGGAGGACCGCGACGAGGAGUACCUGCCGGCGGCGAAGAAGGGCAAGAAGGGCAAGAAGGGCGGCGUCAACGGGGCGGGGGCCAAGGCCUUCAGCUGCCCGCCUUCGGUGGUGGAGGACUCUGCUUUCAUCGGCGUCGAGCCGCCGAUGAGCAGCGACGACGUGCCGGGCUUCAUCGAGAAGGUCAAGGCCAAGCUGGACCACUGGAAGUCUGACCAGAUGGCCCAGACGCAGCGGAACAUUGAAAAGGCCAAGAAGGAGAUUGAGAAGCUCGAGCAAGCGGGCGCGGAUGGCGUCGAUGGCGACGACAAGGUCGAGGAAGUCGUCGCCGCCGUCAAGGGCGCCUCCAUUGCCGACAAGUAA